AUGCGUGAGUGCAUAAGCGUACAUGUCGGCCAAGCCGGUGUCCAGAUGGGCAAUGCCUGUUGGGAACUCUACUGCCUCGAACAUGGCAUCCAGCCCGAUGGCCAAAUGCCCAGCGACAAGAGCGUCGGUGGUGGUGACGACUCCUUCAACACCUUCUUCAGUGAGACUGGUUCGGGCAAGCACGUGCCGCGUGCAAUAUUCGUUGACCUUGAGCCAACGGUCGUUGACGAAGUUCGAUGCGGAACCUACCGCCAACUCUUU
This is a messenger RNA of Dibothriocephalus latus, 261 nucleotides long. The record is from the annotation of a GenBank genome assembly. NCBI's taxonomy places the organism in Eukaryota, Metazoa, Platyhelminthes, Cestoda, Diphyllobothriidea, Diphyllobothriidae.